Molecule: messenger RNA, 5855 nt
Organism: Dinoponera quadriceps
Lineage: Eukaryota; Metazoa; Arthropoda; Insecta; Hymenoptera; Formicidae
Gene: Ino80
Product: putative DNA helicase Ino80
Exons: 27
Coding region: 211-5190 (1659 amino acids)
Biological process (GO): DNA repair
Cellular component (GO): Ino80 complex
Molecular function (GO): DNA binding; ATP-dependent chromatin remodeler activity; ATP hydrolysis activity
Source: RefSeq, a predicted model, not a curated record
UGCCCUAUCCCUGCCCUGCUUUAAUGGCACGCCAAAUGUCUGCGUUCUCUAGGCCCCUUUCUACUAUGUAUUCCCUUCCGACUGAUAUAUCUAAUUUCGCUGUGAACAGAGGGACUCGCAUUGCCGCAGUAGACUCUGUUUCCCGUGCGAAAUAAGUGGUACCCGCUUCUAACCAAAACAGAAGAUUGUUGAAUUUUGUGUAAAGUGGUAAUGACCGAUAGAGCAAACACAAUGAAGUUGGAAGCUGAAAUGGCUACACCGUUGCAUCUGCAAAGAUUAGAACGUAGCCUCAAUAUACAGCCUUUCUUGAGACAAAUCAACGAUCUCUUUCAAGAACAAGCUAGUGAAGAUGACAAGUCUGUUUCAUCGGAAUCUUCUGAUGGAUCAGAUGCUUACAUUGAAAAUGUACUCACUCGAAAAGAAGAAGCAAGAAUCAAUAAACUAAGGGUAUACAAUAUGUCAAGUGUGGGAGAGGAACGCCGAUGGUUACAAGAUAUUCUAUUAAGCGACUCCUCUGAUAGUUCCGCAUCUGGUUCUGAUACAGAUAACCCAAUCACGGAAGACGAUUUUCAAGAGAUGUUGAAAGUCCAUAUUUUACGAAAAAAAUAUCAAGGCCGUUUCUAUCAAAAACCAGAAAAUAUACAAUACCAAUACUAUAGCGCGGGCUUAUUGUCGAAUUAUGAUAGAUUUUUAGAGCAUCAAAAGCUAAUUGUAGGAAAUAAAAAAAAGAAAGAAAAGAAGCCUGACAAAAAAAUCAUGAAAAUUAAGAAGGAAAAAAUUAAUCGUCAUCGAACAUCCGAAGAGUAUCAUAAAGGAGAUUUUCCGGAAGGAGAAUGGGAUAAAUCAAUUCCAAGGGAGGAAGAGUUAGAUGAGGCUGAAUUAGAAGCCAUAAUGCGUCAUCAGCCACGAGCUAGAGGGAGAAAGAAACAUAAUACCAAGAGCGUGGAAGUAAUGACGAUGAGAAGAAGAAAAAUAUGGGUCAUGAUGUCUAAGAAAGAACUGGGCAAAGUACAACGGGCAAAAUCUAACAAUCACAAGGAAAUGCUAAUAAGUUGUAAAAAGGUAGCACAGCAUUGCAUGAAAUAUUGGAGGCAGAAAGCUAUGCAGUCGCAGAAAAAUAUGAAGGAGACUAUCUGGAGGGCCAAACGUUUGACAAGAGAAAUGCAGUCUUAUUGGAAACGUUACGAUCGAGUUGAACGGGAAACUAGGAGAAGAUUAGAAAAAGAAGCUGAGGAACAGCGUAAAAUGGAUGUAGAGCUUAUUGAAGCAAAACGUCAGCAAAGAAAAUUAAAUUUUCUCAUCACUCAAACAGAGUUGUACGCUCAUUUUAUGUCACGAAAGUUGGGCAAAGCAUCACCAGAGGAACAGUUGAGAAUUCUGAAUCAAUUGGAUGAAGAAAAGAAUCCCAGACUUAUUGGCAUCGACGAUUACGAUAGUGAGGCCAUGAAACUGAAAGCAAAGAAAAACGCUACUGAGGCGUUUGACAAUGAGAAAGCCAGGACUAAGCAAUUUGAUACAGUUACCGCAUCUCAAGAAUUGCGUCUCAGCGACACACCUGACAAUUUGGAACACCCUCAACCCUCAAUUUUCAAAGGAAAUUUGAAAGGUUAUCAGUUAAAGGGAAUGAAUUGGUUGGCGAACUUGUACGAUCAGGGUAUCAGUGGAAUAUUAGCUGAUGAAAUGGGUCUGGGAAAAACUGUGCAGUCUAUAGCAUUUUUGUGUCAUGUCGCUGAGAGAUAUUCUGUUUGGGGACCAUUCCUAAUUAUAUCACCCGCUUCGACACUGCAUAACUGGCAACAGGAAAUGGCAAGAUUUGUACCGGUGUUCAAAGUGGUUCCGUAUUGGGGUAACCCUCAAGAACGCAAAAUACUCAGGCAAUUUUGGGACACUAAAGAUUUGCAUACAAAAGAAGCAUCUUUCCAUGUAGUAAUAACGAGCUAUCAAUUAAUAAUUACGGAUUAUAAAUAUUUUAAUAGAAUAAAAUGGCAAUACAUGAUUUUGGACGAAGCACAAGCUAUAAAGAGCACAAGCAGUAUGAGGUGGAAGCUGUUAUUGGGAUUCAGUUGCCGUAACAGAUUAUUGCUCAGUGGUACUCCUAUACAAAAUAGCAUGGCAGAAUUAUGGGCAUUGUUACAUUUCAUUAUGCCGACUUUGUUUGAUUCGCACGACGAAUUUAACGAAUGGUUCUCCAAAGAUAUCGAAAGUCACGCGGAAAAUAAAACGGGCAUAGACGAGAAACACUUAUCAAGGCUACACAUGAUCCUGAAACCUUUCAUGUUACGAAGAAUAAAAAAGGACGUAGAAAAUGAGCUAUCUGAUAAGAUUGAAGUGAUGGUAUACUGUCCGCUUACGACGCGUCAAAAGUUGCUUUAUUCAGCGUUGAAAAAGAAAAUUAGGAUAGAGGACUUAUUGCAUUACACGGUCGGUGGAGGGGACACUGCAUCCAACGACAAAAAUUUUACUUCCAAUUUAAUGAAUCUAGUCAUGCAGUUCCGAAAGGUCUGUAAUCAUCCAGAACUCUUCGAACGUAGGGACGCUAAAUCGCCGUUUUUUAUGAACACUGAAUUGUAUAAUCUGCCCGUUUUGCUAUAUAACGAAGGACUUUUGCAUCUAGCGUUACCAUCUAAGGAUCAUUUGUUGUGUAACAAAUUGUUCAUAUUCGCCGCGGAAUAUAUUCAUCGUGCUCUUCACUGUAACGAAGACUCGAGCGAAAAUACAUUUUCAUUUAGUAGAUUUAUCAAUUUAUCCCCGAUGGAGUUGAAUAAGAUUUUUAUUGCUGGUACUUUAUUUAGAUUAUACUUAAUAACGUUAAUGGAGAGACGAUUAAAAAUGGUACAGUACUGGGAUAAUUGGUGCGUCGAUAACAGAUCGAGGACGCCCAUGAAUCAAAUGUUUCAUUUGCCUAAAAAGAUCGAGGCUUUAUCGGCGACGUCGCAGGAUUUGUUAUUCACGAGGAAGAUAAUCGAAGGCGAGGCUUUAUACGUGCACACCGCCCAUAAGAUACAUUCGAUGCCGGAAACUGUUGCUCACAGAAUACUGCGUAGCAGUAAGAAAUCUGCUAAUCAAUUGCUGAAAUUACAGAGAAUACUUCCUGCUGGCAAAACGGAACAAGCGGAGGACUCAAAGUUAGCCUUGCUACCUGAGCAUCCUCAUCAUCCGCGACAACCCAUAAUGCGAUAUUGCCAAGAGACUAUGAUUCCCGCCUUCGUUUGCGACAAAAAUCCCAAGGUUCAAGCUAGUCCGCGUAAAUUAUACGUUAGUAAUAGUUCCGCGGCAUGUGCUUGGAGAAGGCACGAGGAAUGCGGCGGAUUAUUCGGUCAGAAAUUACUUUGGUUCGGCUGUGAACGGGCACUUUCUUUGUCGGAAGAAAAUCCGGGUAUACGUAUCGGUCAAACAAUGUCAACGUUUUGCUAUCAACCGCUGGGCGGAUUGUCCGCGUGUGCUCCUGUUAAUGGAUGGUCAAAUAUCAUUGUGCCGGAUAAACAAACGUUAGUAACGGACGCUGGCAAGCUCUCUGUGUUAGACAGCCUCUUACGACGUCUGAAAGAACAAGGACACAGAGUGCUCAUUUAUUCUCAGAUGACGAAAAUGAUCGAUUUGCUGGAGGAAUACAUGUACCACAGGAAACACACCUUCAUGAGGUUGGACGGUUCGUCGAAAAUUUCGGAUCGUCGGGACAUGGUAGCAGAUUUUCAGAAAAGAGCGGACAUAUUCGUCUUUCUGCUUAGCACUAGAGCUGGCGGCCUGGGAAUCAACCUUACCGCAGCAGACACGGUCAUAUUUUACGACAGCGAUUGGAAUCCCACCGUAGAUCAACAAGCUAUGGAUCGCGCCCACAGACUGGGGCAGACCAAGCAAGUCACGGUCUACCGAUUAAUAUGUAAAGGAACUAUCGAGGAGCGAAUUCUACAGAGAGCACGCGAGAAAAGCGAGAUUCAACGCAUGGUCAUAAGCGGCGGAAACUUCAAACCUGAUACUCUGAAGCCCAAGGAAGUGGUCUCGCUUCUAUUGGAUGACGAAGAAAUCGAAGCUAAAUACAGCCAACGAAGCGAGGAGAGAAAGCAGCAGCGAGCGGAGGAGGCUCGCCUCGAGUCGAACCUACAGCACAAGGAGAAGGACCGGAAGAGGAAGUUAACCGCGCUUCCGGUCAAGAGCGACGCGAAGAAGCUGUGCCUCGUCGACGCUAAUGGCGACAAAAACAACGAUGCUGUUCAAGUUAAUGUUAAUGAGCCCAAACCGAUCGCCAAUCCGAUUCAGUCACAGCACCAGAACAAUCAUCAUCAGCAGCAGUUAGAAAAUGCGGAUAAUUAUAGCACGCCGACCAGCCCGGCCAAGUCUGAGGACGAGACAAGCAACGAGGGUCUGGUGGUCGACGUGGACGGCCCGGUGGCGGUUUCCGGCGGCGACGCUCGCCAAGUUCGAGGCAAUGCUCAGUUUGGCGAACCGUCCAAGGUCGCUCGACUCGGUCAUCACUUCGCUUUUGGUGUGAAUGCCGGCGCACGUAUGCGACAAUCUGUACGCGGCGCUAGCAAACGCGGUAGGCCGCGAGGCUCUCGUAGAGGAGGCCCAAUCGGCGGUAAAGGCAGAGGUGCGCUUCUCUCACAUCUGCCGUCCAAAUCCUGCAACGCGGUAGGCAGUCAGUCUCCAUCUUCUUUGUCGCCGACCGGUGGUGGCAAUGGUGCUGGCUCUUCUAGCGAACAGACGGCGCAGCAGGGAGGGCACACUACCACCGGUCCAGCCGACGGCGACGGCCCCAGCACGGUAGGUCCUUUAGGUCCUCUGAGUACUCUGACUCCUUUAUCCGGACGUGGCAACAUCGCGGGGAUUCGCAGAGGCCCCGGAAGACCGAGACUGCGACCUACCGGACCCGGACACCAAGGUUACCGCAAUCCCGGACAUCAUCACCAUGGUAAGAAAGUCCAACGAUCGUUACCGGUGCCGAUCAGGUCCCAGCAAACAAUCGCCGGUCAUCAGCACAAGGCGGCUCCGCAGCAGCAACGUCCCAGCAUCUCGACGCCCGGCUCUUCGUCGUCAUCGUCGUCAUCGUCUUCGUCGUCCUCAUCGUCAUCGUCGUCGGUCCCCGUCACCACCGCGAACUCAACGCAGCUGUUGACUGUCGCGUCGUCCUCAACGGAAGGGCGACCCUUCGGCUUCUACACGCAGCAACAGCAGCCACGUGGGCCGUCGUAGUCGCGCGAAACGUGAGAUCGGUCACCCGCCCGAAUGACGCGACUUCGACGAGACUCUUGUUCUCCGUUUCUUCUUUCCGACCGCGAUAACCGAUCCACGGAUCGACAGGACUGUGUGUGAGAGCAGACACGAUGUUUCCUUUACGAAGAAAGAAAUUGUGUGCGCUGUAUCGAUGUUCCGACAGACUCGAUUAAGAUUAUCGGUGGUCUUUGGCAGAACGGAACGCUUAGAAAGCGAUCGUGGCAAGUUACUCGAGGAUCCGGGGAUUCGUCGUGGAAUUAUUUAUGAUUGGUAUCGGAAACGCGAGUUUCGGAGGUUGGUAGAAAGUUCCCGAUCGCGAUUUUGUCCCCCCUUUCUCCGGAUGUCAUGAAUCUCUUUCGUGAUCGAUCAGUCGUCACCACGUGACAAAACACACGGUAGCGGUUUUCUCCAGUCUCGGCGUGAGAUACCAUUGUAGAUUGCUUCCGAUCAGUUUCUCUUGCUUGAGAACUUGUUAAACGGGAAGUUUUAUUACGAAUAUCCGAAACAAUCAUUUUUCCAUUGUGAGAAGGACGAUGCGAUUGGAGAUUUUUUCGUUCGGUAACGUAUCCUCGGUAUAUAUUUUUACAUACACUGAAAAAGAUUCAAAUAAAUAACUAUUCCAAUAUUCCUUAGCAAAUUUUUAU